Messenger RNA from Heterostelium album PN500, 1035 nucleotides. RefSeq lists its product as uncharacterized. Bases 1 to 1035 code for a protein of 344 amino acids. The transcript is spliced from 2 exons. NCBI's taxonomy places the organism in Eukaryota, Evosea, Eumycetozoa, Acytosteliales, Acytosteliaceae. The record is from RefSeq and is a predicted model, not a curated record.
AUGACAACAAAAGAGAUAUUAGAUAAACAGAAAAUAUAUAAUCAAGAUGAACUUAAUAAUAUGAAGAGAGAUGACUUGGUAGAGAUAAUGAAAGAAUACUCAUUAAAACAUAAUGGUUUAAAGAAAGAUAUGCUAAUUGAUGCGAUCAUUAAACGACAAGAACAUCGAGAUGAUUUGAAAUCAAAGUUGGUUACAGACAACUCAAUCGAAAAGUAUCAUCGUGGAACUGUUGAAUAUCGAUUGCCAACAUUGAUCAUCUAUCGAAUCAUUCGUGAUCUCUGGCAUGAUGAUAUCGAUGUGAUUUUGAAUACAAAUCAACUUUGUUCAAACUACCGAUGGCUGCUCUCUAUUGGUUUGGUUUCGAAAGAGUUAUACAAACUUAUAUCAUCGAUGUUCACUCGAUUCAAUCUUUUCUCAACCAAAAUAUACAAACAACGAGUUCCCCUUCUCUCACCUCAUAAAACAUUAGCACAACAACUGAAGAACAGUGUUAUCAAUCCACUCUCAGUACUCAAGAAUAUCAAUCAUCUAACACUGUCAAUGGAUAUCUUCAGACAACUAACAGACAAGACGACAACAACAUGCACACCCAUUGAAUUAGGACUGAUCUUCAACAGUGUUACAAAGCUAAAGCUAACACAUGCUAGAGAUAUGCCGUUCCAAAUGCAUCAUUGUAAAUCGAUUAUACAAUACAUGCCGAAUCUCGACUCACUGACAUUCUUUAAGAUUAGGUUAGAAGCCAUUAGAAUAUAUCAAAAGCUGCAACAAAUACCACGAUUGACAUCACUGGAUAUCUCCACGGUACAACUGAACAAAAUGCCAACUGAAUCACGUAUUUUCAGUAGUUCAAUUCGCAAGUUGAAACUGCCGAUGUUACUCACCAGAAACCCUAAUAUCCUCGGUGAGAACACCCAACUAACCACUCUCAGUGUCAAUUCAGUAGGACCAGAGGAAAUCGAUUUCAUUAGAAGUCAACUUGGUAGUAUCACCAAGCUCAUCGUUACUGUUAUGCUCGCCUGCAUGCCAGGUUCGUAA